UCUGGCCUCAGCCAGAUUUCCCAGCCAAACGCGGGAGGAGAGAUGCCCUGGACUGUCCUGCUCUUUGCAGCUGGCUCCUUGGCAAUCCCAGCGCCGUCCAUCUGGCUGGUCCCCCCACACCCGAGCAGCCAAGAGGAUCCCAUCCACAUCUCAUGCAUGGCCCCAGGGGGCUACAUGGGGGCAAAUUUCACGCUGUACCGAGGCGGGCAUGUGGUCCAGUUCCUGCAGGCCCCUGCAGACCAGCUCGGGGUCACUUUCAACCUGAGUGGUGGCAGCAGUGAGGCUCCAGGGGGACCAUUUCACUGCCAGUAUGGCGUGAUGGGUGAACACAGCCAGCCCCAGUUGUCAGACCUCAGCGAGCCUGUGCAGAUCUCCUUCCCAGUGCCCACUUGGAUCUUGACGCUGUCCCUGAGCCUCGUUGGAACCCUCCUCCUCCUCACUGGGCUGGUGGCUGUCACCCUGGUGGUCAGAAAAGUUAAAGAAAAAAAAUUACAGAAGAAAAGAGAGCAAGAAUCCUGCUGGGCCCAGAUUAACUUCGCCACCACAGACAUGUCCUUUGAUAACACCCUGUUUGCCAUCUCCACGAAAAUGACUUUAGAAGAAGACUCGGCCACCCCUGAUGCUCAUCCCAGCAACUCUGGGCCCCGGAAGAGGCCCACCUCCACGUCCUCUUCGCCUGAGCCCCCCGAGUUCAGCACUUUCCGGGCCUGCCAGUGAGGUUGAGGACUGGAGGCUCCCUCUGUCUGCGUCCCUUCAGGGCCUGUGGUCUCUCCAGCUACUUCUGGGGGGGUUCCAGCUGCUGCUUUCUCAGGGAAUUGAACAGAGGAGAUGAAGGGGACCCCACCCUUGAGACCUUCCUCACAGAAGAGUGGGAGAGGGGCAUAGACAUCGGCCUGGAGGCUGGACAGAAAGCAGGAAGCCCCUCUUUGGAUUCCCGGCUUCUCAGGACUACCAGGGAAGGUAUCAGGAUCCCUUCCAAUCCCCAGCUGGACAUAAGAGGUCCUCCCUCUCUGAACACCCCUCCAGCCCCCACUCUCCCCGGCCGCAGCCGACUUGGGCACCUGCUUCUUUGCCUGGGUUUUUUGAGCACAGGGUAGCUGGGGGGUGUGUUUUGGGUGUCUGCCUUCUGGCAUGCAUAAGUUAUUAAUUAUACCACGUAUUGAGGUGUUC
Galeopterus variegatus (Sunda flying lemur) is the source of this 1170-nucleotide messenger RNA. RefSeq names its product chromosome unknown open reading frame, human C19orf38. The transcript is spliced from 7 exons. NCBI's taxonomy places the organism in Eukaryota, Metazoa, Chordata, Mammalia, Dermoptera, Cynocephalidae. The record is from RefSeq and is a predicted model, not a curated record. The coding region runs from base 43 to 717 and encodes 224 amino acids.